AUGCAGCAGCAGCAGCAGCAGCAGCAGCAGCGGCAGCAGCAGCGGCAGCAGCAGGGACCGCUGUCUCAGCCGGAAAAGCCCUGGCUACUUCACGAUCUGCAAUUUCUUCUUCAGGCAGCAGCAGCAUCAAGGGGAUUCGCCUUUGCCGCUGCAGCGCGGCUCUGGGCCCCCCUCCCUGCCGGCGAAGGCAGCAGCAGCAGCAGCAGGAGCAGCAGCAGCAGCAGCAGGACGGGGAGCAACGCCAGAAGAAACAGAAGCAGCAGCUGCAGCCGUAACGUUGCUAACACCAUGGACCAGACCGCGCGUAGCAGCAGCAGCAGCAGCAAUCUUGCUGCUGGGGCCCCAGCCGCCCCCAUGCUGGACACUGCAGCAGCCGCUGCGGCAGCAGCAGCAGCAGGAGCAGCCCCUAGAAGGACUGCUGCUGCACCCGUCUUCCGCUUGAUUGCGGAGGCCCAACGCCGUGUAGAAACAGCAGCAGCAGCAGCAGCAGAAGACGCGCUGCACUGCCUCUCGGCGGGGGUUCAGCAGCAGCAGCAGCCGCAGCAGCAGCAGCAGCCGAUGCAACAGCAGCAGAUCGAGGCGACAGCACGAAGAGACGUAGACUGCGUUUUUCAGUGGCACACAGCAGCAGCAGCUGCUGCUACCGCUCCUCGACAGAGAGAGCCGCUGCAGCAGCAGCAGCAGGACACUGCCACUCCCGCAGCAGAAGCUGCAGCAGCAGCAGAAGCGGCUGCUGCAGUGGCAACUCCUGGAGCCCCUCUAAGCCUUGUAGACGUUUGGCAGCAACCCCCUCUCUUCCCGGUGUACAUACACCUCAAGACACUGACGCGGGGGUUUCUGCCUGCUGCACUUGUUACUGCGCUGCAGCAGCAAGCAGCAGCAAUAGGAGUGCAGUUGCUGCCAGAGCUGCAACAAGUGUGUCUCUUCCAGGGCAAUACCGCCUAUCUGCUGCCUCUAGCAGCAGCAGCAGCAGCAGCAGGAGAUGCAGCAGAACCCUCUGUGCUGAGGCUAACAGCAGAUGCUCCUAUUGUUGCGGAGCUGCAACAAGUGUGUCUCUUCCAGGGCAAUACCGCCUAUCUGCUGCCUCUAGCAGCAGCGGCAGCAGCAGCAGGAGAUGCAGCAGAACCCUCUGUGCUGAGGCUAACAGCAGAUGCUCCUAUUGUUGCUGCUUGCUGCUGCUUGCGUAGGGCGCAGCAGCAGCAAGAACCCUUAGAGGCAGGGCAGCAGCAGCAGCAGCAGUUGCUGCUGCUCCUGCUGACCACGCAGUCGGUUGUUUUCUUCGCCGUUGUGUUGCUACAGCAGCAGCAGCAGCAACAACGACGAUACUGCAGCAUAGUAGACUACAGGGCGGGCGGCUGCUGCCCUUUGCUGCUGCCUGCUGCUGCAGCUCAGCAGCCACCAACCAGCAGCAGCAGCAGCAGCAGCAGCAGCUAUAGUGGGGUGCAGCAGCAGCUGUGGAUGGCACAGUUGGUUGCUUUGGAGGAUCUUUCGGUUGAUUUGCCUGCAGACAUUCGUCAGCUGCUGCAGCAGCAGCAGCAACGACGAGAAGAGCAGCAGCAGCAACUCUACCGCAGCCCCUGGCACCCGCUGCCGCGUCUCUUCGCAAAGCAGCAGCAGCAGCAUCAGCAAGACGGCAGCACCGCCCCUGGCACCCGCUGCCGCGUCUCUUCGCAAAGCAGCAGCAGCAGCAUCAGCAAGACGGCAGCACCACAGUCAGCAGCUGCAGCAGCACCUGCUGCUGCCGCCCCACAACCACCAGCAGCAGCAACAGCAACAGCAACAGCAACAGCAGCAACAACAGCAGCAGCAGCGCUGGAACCGGAGACCCCAGCGGGUCCUGCAGGCAGUGCGCGACGGCUGCAGCAGCAGCAGUGCAGCGGCUGCAGCGGCACGGCUCAACAGCAGCAGCAGCAGCAGCAGCAGGAGAGCCCCGAGGUCUUGCGUUCGUUGAGGAGGCUGGGGAGAGGCUGCUUGCUGCAGCAGACGACGGUGGUGGGGUGUAUCUGCUGCGCCUCGACAGCCACAGAGAAGGCCGACUGCUCACCCGCAUAG
This is a messenger RNA of Eimeria mitis, 2052 nucleotides long. RefSeq lists its product as uncharacterized. NCBI's taxonomy places the organism in Eukaryota, Apicomplexa, Conoidasida, Eucoccidiorida, Eimeriidae. The record is from RefSeq and is a predicted model, not a curated record.